AUGGCGGGUCAAUCUAAGCCUGUUCGCCUUUCCCCGUGGGGAAGCGCCGUCGCGGGUGCAACAGGAGCUGUUCUUGCAAAUGCUCUGGUGUACCCUUUGGACCUGGUGAAGACCAAACUGCAGGUGCAAGUGAAACAAAAACAAACCGCCGAAGGACCAACCGAUAUUGAACACUAUGACGGCACAGUGGACGCGAUCACCAAGAUUGCGGAGAAGGAGGGUAUCACGGGUCUUUAUUCUGGAAUCGCGGGCUCGCUGCUCGGAGUCGCCUCGACAAACUUUGCCUACUUCUACUGGUACAGCGUUGUGCGUACCUUGUACAUGGUAUCAAAGAAGAGCUCUGCAAACCCCGGCACUGCGAUUGAACUGUCUCUCGGCGCGGUCGCUGGAGCUGUGGCGCAGGUUUUCACAAUUCCGGUUGCCGUCAUUACGACCCGACAGCAGACCCAGCCGAAAGGCGAGAAGAAGGGACUGAUUGAGACCGGUCGGGAAGUCGUUGAGAGUGAGGACGGCUGGUCCGGCCUCUGGCGCGGUCUCAAGGCCAGUCUCAUUUUGGUCGUGAACCCAGCGAUCACAUACGGUGCUUAUCAACGCCUAAAGGAGGUCAUAUUCCCUGGCAAGGUCAAUCUCAAGCCAUGGGAGGCUUUCGUCCUCGGUGCUAUGUCCAAGGCUCUGGCAACCAUUGCGACUCAGCCUCUGAUUGUUGCCAAGGUUGGCUUACAGUCUCGGCCCCCAGCAGCCCGUCAAGGCAAGCCCUUCAAAUCUUUUGGUGAAGUCAUGAGGUAUAUUAUCGAGCACGAGGGUGCUCUUUCUCUCUUCAAGGGUAUUGGGCCCCAAAUCUUGAAGGGUCUGCUAGUCCAAGGUCUGCUGAUGAUGACCAAGGAGAGAAUGGAACUGCUUUUCAUUGUUCUAUUUGCCUACCUCCAGCGUAUCCGGAAAGAGAAGCUGCAGAAAGCCAUCGAUACUGCUGCGGCCAAGGCCAAAACUAGCCUGCCAGCGACUCUGAAGUAG
This is a messenger RNA of Penicillium diatomitis, 1011 nucleotides long. Its product is annotated as putative peroxisomal carrier protein. Lineage: Eukaryota; Fungi; Ascomycota; Eurotiomycetes; Eurotiales; Aspergillaceae. Gene Ontology annotation, biological process: transmembrane transport. The record is from RefSeq and is a predicted model, not a curated record. The transcript has 4 exons. The coding region runs from base 1 to 1011 and encodes 336 amino acids.